Molecule: messenger RNA, 1929 nt
Organism: Cladophialophora immunda
Lineage: Eukaryota; Fungi; Ascomycota; Eurotiomycetes; Chaetothyriales; Herpotrichiellaceae
Exons: 3
Coding region: 1-1929 (642 amino acids)
Molecular function (GO): ATP binding; ATP hydrolysis activity
Source: RefSeq, a predicted model, not a curated record
AUGCCUGUAUCCGCCUCGAAAGCCGCCCGCCUGGCUAAAAAGGCUGAGAAGGCCGCCGAGAAGGGUGAAAAGCCCGAGAAAAAGACCGUAGCCUCCAGGCUGUCCUCCAAGGCAAAUUCCAAGAACCCCUCGACAAAUGGUUCGAAAGCCUCGUCAGUUGCCGGGGAUGACGAUCCUCCUAUGCUCGACGAGGACGAAGAGGAUGCACCCGCCACGAGCGCCGACAAGAUGGACAAGGUGAAGAAACUGACUGAACAGAUGGACAAACACGGUCUGUCUGAUCGGGUCACGACCGGUGUCCUAGCCUCCCAAGAAGCAAGUCGGGAUGUCAAGAUUACUUCAGCCUCUCUGGUGUUCCAUGGCAAGGUGCUUAUCACGGAUUCCACCAUCGAAGUCAACUUUGGCCGAAGAUAUGGCCUUCUUGGAGAGAACGGAUGUGGCAAAUCCACCCUCCUAAAGGCUAUCGACAAGAGAGAAUUCCCCUUUCCAGAGCACGUUGACAUCUACCUGCUGAACGAGGGCGCUCCUCCCACUGACAUGGGGGCCCUUGAGUGGGUCAUCAAGGAAGCUGAGAAGGAAGUCAAACGACUGGAUGACCUAGCCGAGGAGAUCUUGGAAAAGGAAGGCCCCGAGAGUCCCACACUCCUUGAGAUCUAUGAGCGCUCGGAAGCAAUGGACCCAAGCACGUUCGAAGUUCGAGCCUCCCUUAUCCUUACCGGCUUGGGUUUCAACAAGAAAACCAUCCAUAAAAAGACCAAAGAUAUGUCCGGUGGUUGGAGAAUGCGGGUAGCGCUCGCCAGGGCUCUCUUCGUCAAGCCGUCCCUCCUCCUUCUCGACGACCCCACAGCCCAUCUUGACCUCGAAGCUUGCGUGUGGUUGGAGGAGUACCUUAAAAAGUGGGACAAGACUUUGAUCCUGGUUUCACACUCGAUGGAUUUCCUGAAUGGAGUCUGCACAACCAUGAUUGAUAUGCGACAAAAGAAAUUACUCUACUACGGUGGCAACUACGACUCUUACAUCAAGACCCGCACAGAACAGGAGACCAACCAACAGAAGGCAUACCUCAAGCAGCAGGAAGAAAUUGCUCAUAUCAAGAAGUUUAUUGCUUCCGCUGGUACAUAUGCAAAUCUAGUCCGUCAAGCCAAAUCAAGGCAAAAGAUCUUGGACAAGAUGGAGGCCGAUGGAUUCAUCCAACCUGUCGUUCAGGAUCGAGUGUUCACGUUCAGAUUUGCCGAUGUCGAAAAACUCCCUCCUCCAGUUCUUUCUUUUGACGAUGUCACAUUCAGCUACUCUGGGAAGCCCGAAGACAAUCUCUACGAGCACCUAGAUCUAGGUGUGGAUAUGGACAGCAGAAUGGCCCUUGUGGGGCCCAAUGGUGUUGGGAAAUCGACCUUGCUGCGCAUCAUGACGGGUAAACUCUCACCGACGGGGGGCUCAGUUAGCAGGCACACCCACUUGAAACUCGGACUCUAUUCGCAGCACUCGGCCGACCAACUCGACUUGACCAAGUCAGCACUCGACUUCGUCCGAGACAAGUACUCGUCCACAUCCCAGGAUUACCAAUAUUGGCGUCAACAACUUGGUCGUUAUGGUCUUUCCGGGGACGCGCAGACGGCCCUGAUGGGCACACUGUCCGAAGGCCAAAGAUCUCGAGUGGUCUUUGCUCUCUUGGCCAUCGAGGGUCCCAACAUGCUCCUGCUUGACGAACCUACCAAUGGUCUUGAUAUUCCUACGAUUGAUUCUUUGGCUGACGCCAUCAAUGCUUUUUCUGGGGGUGUCGUGGUUGUCUCUCACGAUUUCAGACUACUUGACAAGAUCGCCAAGGACAUCAUGGUGUGCGAAAACAAGACUGUCCGACGAUGGGACGGGUCGAUUGGAGAGUACAAAAAUUAUCUUCGGAAAAAGAUGGUGUCGAUGGGACAAGUUUGA